AUGGUCCUAAUCAAGUGCCUCAUCGUGAGCUGUGCUCUGUUCGCCUUGGUCGAGUGUGCUCUGGUUCCUGUGAACACGGAGAUUGAUCCCCAUCCUCAGUAUGCCUAUGCCUACAAUGUCCAGGAUGCAAUCACCGGCGACAGCAAGAGUCAACAGGAGGUGCGGGAUGGCGACAUUGUCAAGGGCUCCUACUCCGUGGUGGAUGCCGACGGUUCAUUGCGCACCGUUUUCUACACCGCCGAUCCCAUCAAUGGCUUCAAUGCGGUGGUUCAACGUGGCCCAGUUCCCGUUCCCGUUCCCGUUCCCGCUCCUGUGCUGGCUGCCCGUCCGGCUCCAUUUGUGGGCUAGACAACAGCUGCUGCACAGUUGAUCCUAGCCUGUAGAUAAGUUAUUGUCUGUUCUGUAGAUCUAACCAAAACUCAUAAAUCACUUAAUAAAUCCAGUUAGCCAAAGAGUACAAAA
Molecule: messenger RNA, 462 nt
Organism: Drosophila innubila
Lineage: Eukaryota; Metazoa; Arthropoda; Insecta; Diptera; Drosophilidae
Gene: Cpr64Ab
Product: larval cuticle protein A3A
Exons: 2
Coding region: 1-348 (115 amino acids)
Cellular component (GO): extracellular matrix
Source: RefSeq, a predicted model, not a curated record